Cyphellophora europaea CBS 101466 is the source of this 1821-nucleotide messenger RNA. RefSeq lists its product as uncharacterized. Bases 1 to 1821 code for a protein of 606 amino acids. Gene Ontology annotation, biological process: double-strand break repair via homologous recombination; nucleotide-excision repair; meiotic cell cycle. Lineage: Eukaryota; Fungi; Ascomycota; Eurotiomycetes; Chaetothyriales; Cyphellophoraceae. The record is from RefSeq and is a predicted model, not a curated record. Gene Ontology annotation, molecular function: damaged DNA binding; single-stranded telomeric DNA binding. Gene Ontology annotation, cellular component: nucleus; DNA replication factor A complex. The transcript has 3 exons.
AUGGCGACUCCAGCGCAAGCACUUGCUCGAAUCGAUGCGGGCUCCAUCUCCGCCAUCUUUGAUGGAGGCGCCGCUGUCGUCCAGCAGCCCAUCGUCCAAUGCGUUCAGAUCAAACCGAUUGCAAGCAAUACGGGCGGUGCGGAGCGGUAUCGUGUUAUCUUCAGCGAUAGCAAAAACUACAUUCAGACCAUGCUUGCUACCGCUGCCAACCAUCACAUCACCAGUGGCAGCAUGAAGACCAACUGCUUUGUCAAACUGCUCGGCUAUCAGGCCAACAACGUGAAAGGCAAGAAAAUUCUCAUCGUUACGGAACUCGAGGUCAUCGAAGAACUCGGCGUCAUGGAGAAACUGGGCGCGCCCCAGCCGCUCGAAACGAAGCCAGAAGAGGAGACGAAACCCAACCUCAACAACAUCCCAAGCAAUAACUUCUAUGGCCAACAACAGCAGCAGUCCCGGUCGUUGCCUACGCACAACAAAGGCCCUUCGUCGUCGAAUAACGCCAACAUCUACCCAAUAGAGGCACUCUCCCCAUAUUCCCACAAAUGGACCAUCAAGGCACGAUGCACCAACAAAUCAGACAUCAAGACAUGGCACAAUAUGAAGGGUGAGGGCAAACUGUUCAGUGUGAACCUGUUGGACGAAAGUGGCGAGAUCCGAGCGACUGGCUUCAAUGACCAAUGCGAUCAGCUGUACGAGUUGUUCCAGGAGGGCCAAGUCUACUACAUCUCUUCACCUUGCCGAGUCCAGAUUGCGAAGAAGCAGUUCUCCAAUCUGAGCAACGACUACGAGCUGACGUUUGAGCGUGAUACGGUGGUGGAGAAGGCUGAAGAGGAGGCUGGUGUGCCACAAGUCACAUUCAACUUCACACCAAUCUCCGACCUUCAAUCAGUCGAGAAAGAUACCACUAUCGAUAUCAUUGGCGUCAUCAAAGAGGUAGGCGAGACCAACCAGAUUACCUCCAAAACUACAAGCAAGCCGUACGACAAGCGUGACCUCACUUUGGUGGACAAUACUGGCUACUCGGUCCGCCUCACCAUCUGGGGCAAGACGGCUUCGGGCUUCGAGCUUCCUCCGGACUCGGUGGUGGCGUUCAAGGGCGUCAAAGUGUCCGACUUUGGUGGCCGAAGCUUGUCGCUUCUGAGCUCCGGCUCGAUGACAGCCAGCCCGGACAUACCGGAAUCGCACAAGUUGAAAGGCUGGUAUCAAUCGCAAGGCCACAGCGAGUCAUUCGCCACGCAUGCGAACGUUACUAGCACCGUUUUUGGUGCGGGUGGCUCUCGUGACCCGUUCAAGACGAUCGCCCAAGUCAAGGAAGAAGGCUUAGGCAUGGACAGCGAGAAGGCCGACUUCUUCUCCCUCAAAGCCUCCAUCCAGUACAUCAAGCAAGACAACUUUUGUUACCCCGCUUGCUCGUCGGAAGGUUGCAACAAGAAGGUGAUUGAGAAUGAACCCGGCCAGUGGCGUUGUGAACGAUGUGACAAGAGCUACCCCAAGCCGCAGUACCGCUACAUUAUGAGUGUCAACGUGAGCGACCAUACUGGUCAAUUGUGGCUCAGCUGCUUUGACGAGACCGGCCGAAGCAUCAUGGGCAUGAGCGCCGAUGAACUGAUGGAUAUCAAAGAGGUGGACGAGAAGAAGGCUAGCGACAUCUUUUCCGAUGCCAACUGCAGAACGUGGAAUUUCAAGAGCAAGGCGAAGAUGGACAGCUUCCAGGAGCAGCAGAGGGUGAGAUAUCAGGUCACGUCCGCGGGCGCGAUCAACUAUGUUGCCGAGUCACAGAAGUUGAUUGAGCUGAUCAAGCAGUACAACCUUGGCGAUUGA